This is a messenger RNA of Cuscuta epithymum, 3278 nucleotides long. Lineage: Eukaryota; Viridiplantae; Streptophyta; Magnoliopsida; Solanales; Convolvulaceae. The record is from the annotation of a GenBank genome assembly.
UUGGGAAGAAUAGAAUUAAUUGUCAUUAAUUAAAAAGAUAGAACUUACAAAGAAUACCAAAAGAUUGAUGAACAAGGCUGAAAAGCCCUCUAAAAUUCGUGCUAGGCACUCACUCUAAGCUCCCCCUUGAAAACGGGGGUUUACAGGCUGUUUAAAUAGAAAAAUCGGGUGAAAUUUGAGCUGAAUUAGGAUUUUCGGAGCCAGACACGAUGCCAGGCCCGAUCGUGCCUUCGAUCGUGCCUCCGGAGCAAAAACGCGCAUUUUGGGCAGGCACGAUCGUGCCUCCCUCCAGGCACGAUCGUGUCUGGCAGGCAGUAGCUCGGCGGUGCUUUUCUCUUGAGGCACAAUCGUGUCUGACUUUGAGGGCACGAUCGUGCCUACUUAACUUCCGAAUUUGACAAAACUUCCUUCAUGAAAGUUGUAGAUAAUGAAGUCCUCUAUCCACCCCAAUUUGCCGAAUGUGAUUUGAAUCAUCCAAUCAAGAGAUAUGAUCAAAACGGUUGAAGGUGUCUUUCUGAAAUCGCAGCAGAGAUCAUCUGACUUCAUCGUCUAUUUUCACCUUCUUCCUCUCAGAUUCUCGCAAAGGUGUCUUCAUAUUAUUUGUAGCCCUUGAAGUUGGCUUUCCUUUUCAACUUGAAUCGUGUCCAUUGGUUUUUCCUACAAAGAGAUAAGCUUGAACGAUUGACAGAAGGUCAUUCUGAUCGUCGUUUUCAAGCUUCAUUCAUAUUCUUUUGAUCCCGAAGCCAAUCCUAGAGCUCUUUUUCCUUUAAAUCUUCAUCGUGAAUCUUCCGGUGACUUCCAAAGCUAUAAAAUCAUUCUCAAAUGCUUCUCAAAUCAUCCCGAUUGUUCCUCAAGUGCCGGUACCGGGCUCAAAUUCCCUGAUUUUGACUACAAACAACACAAAACUCGAACCAACGUCCGGUAAACAUAACUUGGGCUAAAAUUGAGACUUGCAACACCUUAAAGCUGGGAAAACCAUCAAAAGCUGAUCUCAACACGCAUCAAAUGCAUGUCUAAAUACGGACUUAUCAGGUUACUAUGCUGAAAAAUGCAUAGGAUCUCUGCAAGUACCGGGGACAGAGCCCCACUCUCUAUCUGUCAGAUUGUGAUUAUAGUCCAAUUUACAUCCUCCCAUCGUGCCGUCCGGUCGGUGGUGGGGGGCCCUCAGGGAUGGGGUGUCAUCCUUUUUUACAGAUGAUUGAAAAAGAAUGAACAACCCAACAAUUUGUAUACAUAUUUCAUGCUACGUACUUUACUAAAUAUAAAAUACAAACACCAAUUCACCAAACGCAAGUAUGAAUCAAAGUGGAAAUAUUCAAAGGUCCAAGCACUCUACUUCUUGCUUUCUUUCGUGAACCAUGCGAACCUCAUUCCUGCAUUUGUAUCUCAUUGUGACCGAUAAAUGCAUAUUGAAAAUUUAGAAAUGCGGCUUGCCACUAAGCGAUUACAAAGGUCACCGAGGAAGUUAAACAGCAUGAUUUGGAGAGAUGGCAUGCAUUACAAUAUUAUAUUAUUAAGAGGGAUUUUUGUAAAAAAUUACUGAUAUCAAAUUUGUUAACUGUACUACAUUGUUACUAAAGCUACCAUUGACUCAAUGUCAUGAUGCUUAUACGUAGCAUAAGACUAAAUAUGCUUAAAUAAAAAUAUAUAAACUUCUUAAAAAACAACCCAAAAUUGGUUUUUUAUACUAACGCUAAUAUCCUGGUUUUCCACUUUUCAUCUAUUUUUGUGUUUUCAAUUCCAUCAAUAAUCCAACCGGUUUUGUUUACUAAUUAACGCUAGUAUCCUGGUCAAUUCAGUCGAGGCAUGCCGGUUUUUAAACGUAGUGUAGAUAAUAUAAUGAGUUUUUUUUAAAGGAUUAAUCUAAUGAGAUACUACGUAUGUACUAACUAUCUUUGAAAAUCUAUUUAUAAAAAUGAGGUUGGAAAAUACUCCGUAGAAAUUAGAUCACAUUACACUGGAUCGCGCGAUAUUAUCGCGCGGCGAUAUCAUUUGAGAGUAAAGAUGAGAGAUGACCGAAAAUGUCAAUCUCGCUCUUAAUCUUGAUACUUGAGAAGCAUAUUAGUAAUGAUUAUAGCCUCAUAGGGAUCAUAGAUUUGUUUUGGACCAGGGAUGGAAUCCGUACAGAGUCAACCAGCUCCUCCCCCAUCGGCAGAAGAACAAGAUCAUCUCAAUCGCUCUACUAAGAAAAUUAAGCACGGCAUAUCAGUAGGAUCUGGUAAGAGGUCUUUUGCAGAAACGGUGGCAGCACAUUUGGGCGUACAAGAGCAAGCUAAUUCAGAUUGGUGUAUGGAGGUGGAAGAUGAUUUAUCUGAUGAUGAAGACUUUAUCCCUGAUGACAAUGAUAUCCCGAGGGUUAUUAUAUCUAAGGAGAGGAAAAAGGAAAUUAGACAACAAUGGAGGAAGGCUUUAAUUAUCAAAACCAUGGGCAAAAUCCCGUUCCCAGUUCUGCAGUCCCGACUACUGAGGAUGUGGAAUCCUCAUGGCAGAUUGGAGUUCAUUGAUCUAGGUUAUGGAUACUAUUCUAUCAAAAUGGAUCUACAGAGGGAUUACUUUCAUAUUCUAAUGGAAGGUCCUUGGAAGAUUUUUGAUCAGUACAUCAUUGUGAAUCGCUGGGUACCGAAUUUUCAACCAUCUCUCGCUAAGCCGGAAAAAAUGGCAGUAUGGGUUAGAUUACCUGGACUUCCAACUGAGUAUUUUGUAGAAGACAUUAUAAAAGCAAUCCUUGAAAAAGUAGGAACUCCGCUUAAGCUCGACAGAACAACAAUGUCAGUUUCCCGAGGAAGAUUUGCUAGAGCAGCUGUAGAGGUGGAUUUAUUGAAACCACUGGUACCUUAUGUUUGGGUUGGGAAAAGGAAACAAGCUGUUGAAUAUGAAGGCCUCCAUAUCAUAUGUUUUGGCUGUGGAUAGGGGAGAGCAAACCCGACCCUACCCGAUUGACCCGACCGGAUAUAUCCGAUUAUUUUUUUUGGGUCGGAUAACCCGACCCGAAUCACCCAAACCCCACCCGAUUUUUCCAACCCGAGAAUUAAGCGGGUAGCGGGUAGGGUUACCAAUUAUGCUACCCGACCCGCCCGAAAACCCGAACUAGCGUAGUGUAUAUACUACUUUGAAUUAUUAUGCAUGUUCAAAUAUCUCAAUUGUUGUAUGUCAAUUACCAUAUUAUGCAUAUUCAAGUAUUUCAAUUACCGUAUUUGUAAAACUAUAACUUUGAAUGUUGUAUUGUUAUGACUUUGAAUGAUAUUUUGACCAAUUAUCAUUUUAUUUAUCACAAUAUC